AUGGCACCCAAACGUAAGAAGCAGGCGCGCUCCAACAGUGCUACGGAGGAAGACCCGGCGUUGAAACGGCCAACGCCAAAGCGUGCCAAAGAAAUCGACGCCAACACGCCUUACGAUCAAUUGGAUGAGCUUCUGGAGAAGAACAAUUCAGAUCACAAACCGCGCAAUGUUCUCCACUGGUUUCGAUCCAAAGAUCUCCGGCAAGAAGACAACAAGGCCCUCCAUCAAGCCUCGCAAAAGGCAAAGGAGGGCAGCGGCAGCCUGAUCACCAUGUAUCUGCACAGCCCCAAGGAUCUCGAGUGGCACGGCACAUCGCCAGCGCGCAUCGACUUCCUCCUCGAGAGCUUGCGCAUUCUCCAGAAACAACUUGAGGAUAAGCACAUCCCGCUUACCGUUGUGGAAGUCCCGGAGCGCAAUCAGAAGACGGAGAAGGUGCUCCAGUUCGUCAAAGACAACAACGUCUCUCACAUCUAUGCCAACAUGGAGUACGAGGUCGAUGAGCUCCGUCGGGACAUCACUGUUGCCAAAGCGGUUCAAGCGGCGCAAGACCUGUCGUUUGAAGUGCUGCACGAUCAAACCGCCAUGGAGCCCACUCUCCUCACCACCAACGCGGGUGGGCCCAUUCAAGUCUUCACGCCUUACCACAAAGCGUGGCUGUCGGAGACGAAAGCGAACCCAUCGCACUACGACACCGUUCCAGCCCCAGAAGCCAACGACAAGAGCACUGCAUCCUCCUUGAAGAAACUCUUCGGCUCCGCAAUACCCGACCUCCCAGAGACCAAGAACUUUGCCUCCAAAGACGAACAAAACCGUCUGCGCAAACUCUGGCCUCCGGGCCACGAAGCCGGCAUGCAACGACUAGACCACUUCCUCAACAAAAAGGUCUCCCAAUACGCCGCUCACCGCAUCGAACCCGCUAAAGACAACUCUAGUCGCCUAUCCCCUUACUUCUCUGCCGGCAUCAUCUCCGUCCGCGAAGUCCUGCAAGCCACACAGAAAUGGAACAAAGGCGCGCACUUCGACGACGGCGAUGUCGGCGUCGAUUCCUGGGUGCGUGAAAUCGUCUUUCGCGAAUUCUACCGCCACAUGAUGAUCAUCAAGCCUCACGGCUCCAUGAAUAUGCCACAGAAUUUGAAAUUCGACUUCGUGCAGUGGGAGGAGGACGAGGAAGGGUGGGAGAAGUGGUGUGAGGGUAAGACGGGCGUGCCGUUUGUGGAUGCCGGGAUGCGGCAGUUAAAUCACGAGGCGUAUAUGCAUAAUCGCCUGCGAAUGAACACGGCGUCUUACCUGCGCGGGAACCUGCUGAUCGAUUAUCGACGGGGGGAGAGGUAUUUCGCCGAGCAUCUGGUUGAUUGGGACAUGUCGAAUAACACCAACGGGUGGGAGCCGAAUUACACCAUGUUCAACCCCAUCACGCAGGCGGAGAAAUGCGACAAGAACGGCGACUACAUCCGCAAAUGGGUCCCGGAGCUGAAAGACGUCCCAGGUAAAGCUAUCUUCGCCCCUUACGAUCGACUUUCGAAGGAAGAGUUCCAGAAGCUGGGCUACCCCGAGCCGCACGUCAACUUCGACGAGACGGCGCAGCGAGCGAAGGAACGGUACAAGCGCGACUUGCACAGUGCGGAUAUCUAG
This is a messenger RNA of Neohortaea acidophila, 1632 nucleotides long. Its product is annotated as DNA photolyase, FAD-binding/Cryptochrome. The coding region runs from base 1 to 1632 and encodes 543 amino acids. The transcript is spliced from 2 exons. The record is from RefSeq and is a predicted model, not a curated record. NCBI's taxonomy places the organism in Eukaryota, Fungi, Ascomycota, Dothideomycetes, Mycosphaerellales, Teratosphaeriaceae. Gene Ontology annotation, biological process: circadian regulation of gene expression; entrainment of circadian clock by photoperiod. Gene Ontology annotation, cellular component: nucleus; cytoplasm. Gene Ontology annotation, molecular function: DNA binding; FAD binding.